AUGAGUGAAAGUAAGAAGAGCAGCAAAAGUGCGGUUAUGGCGGCAAUGAGCAGGAAGGAAGAGACGAAGAGCGGAGAGCAAGAAUGGACAAAGAAGGGACGGGGCAGAACAAUGAAAGGAAAAAAUGAGAAGAAGGAAAAUGGUGGAGAAAAAGAUAUAAGAAAGUUCAUGCAAAAGGAAGAAGAAAACAAGGAAAUAGGAUUCGCAAAAAGUGUAAAAUUAGUACACACACCACCGAGGAAAUUAGAUGAGGGGACGUGCGGUAAAGUUGAGAAAAAUCGCAGCAAAAUAAUUGAGCAGAUGGAGGAAACAAAAGACGUCGACGACAAGGUAACAAAGGAAAUUAAUCAAGAUGAAACGAGGAAUGUGAAGGAUGUUGAAGAAAAACAAGAAGAGAUAAACAAAAGAGCAGAAGACAAAAGUAGCGAAAGUCAAGAAGAGGAAGCGGUACAGCGAGCAGACGAAGACCAACAAGCGUAG
Phymastichus coffea is the source of this 480-nucleotide messenger RNA. RefSeq names its product cilia- and flagella-associated protein 251-like. NCBI's taxonomy places the organism in Eukaryota, Metazoa, Arthropoda, Insecta, Hymenoptera, Eulophidae. The record is from RefSeq and is a predicted model, not a curated record. The transcript has a single exon. The coding region runs from base 1 to 480 and encodes 159 amino acids.